Messenger RNA from Striga asiatica, 366 nucleotides. The record is from the annotation of a GenBank genome assembly. Lineage: Eukaryota; Viridiplantae; Streptophyta; Magnoliopsida; Lamiales; Orobanchaceae.
AUGCAUAAACGAAUUUCGGAUGAGACAGUCACUGUUAAACCUGUACCGAACAGGAUCGCAAGGCAUCCGGUUACUGAAAGUGGGAAUAUUACCCGAGAAAUAAUUCCCACUGAUAUCGAACAGAGUCAUACAAGGAAUCGGGAUGCUAUCAACAAUCUCCCCACUAAGUCUGUUGUAGCUCAAAUCAAGAAAACGCAGCUUCGUGCAGUUGUUAAGGCCAUCCGAGAUUCUUCCAGAGUAAUAAUUCUGGGCCAAAUUCAAUACCUCCAAGCUGUCACACGAGACCAAACUAUCGAGAAGUUUUCCUUCCAGAGUCGCCCGUGGGCCCCACACCAUCCUCAAGUUAGGGAGGCUCGUGAUUCGUGA